AUGAGGAUCGAAGGAUUGUUGAAAAGUGGUGGAUCGUGGAAUUCAAGAUGUUCCCUAUCAAAAAUGCCAGUUAUUAAAAGAAUCGAUAGACUUCUUAUAGCAAAUCGAGGUGAAAUUGCCGUGAGGAUAAUGAAAACGUGUCGAAAAAUGAGUAUAGAAACUAUCGGGGUGUAUUCGGAUGCUGAUAAGCGUUCACUGCAUACGAAAUUCGCCGAUAAAGCUUAUCACAUAGGUGCUGCACCAUCAUUAGAAAGUUAUUUAAAUAUUGACAAAAUUGUCAAUACGGCGAUAAAAGCGCGCUGUCAGGCGAUUCAUCCAGGUUAUGGAUUUCUAAGUGAAAACGCUAAAUUUGCUGAUUGUUGUGCUUCAGAAGGUCUUAUAUUUGUUGGUCCAUCAUCUCAAGCAAUAAGAGAUAUGGGCGCUAAGAAUGUUUCUAAACAAAUAAUGUUUGAUGCUGGAAUUCCUAUCAUCAAUGGUUAUCAUGGUAAAGAACAAAGCGAUGAAUGCUUAUUGCGGGAAGCUGAAAAGAUUGGUUAUCCAAUAAUGAUAAAAGCUGUUUGUGGCGGUGGUGGAAAGGGAAUGCGGAUCGCCUGGGAUAAAUCUGAAUUUAAAGAAAAAUUAAAAUCUGCGCAAUCUGAGGCGAUGAAAGCUUUUGGUAAUGAUGAAAUGAUUGUUGAAAAAUUUGUAGAAAAGCCUCGACAUGUCGAAGUUCAAAUUUUUGGUGAUCAUCAUGGAAAUUGCGUUUAUCUUUGGGAGAGAGAUUGUAGCAUUCAACGCCGUCAUCAGAAAAUCAUCGAAGAGGCACCUGCACCAGCUAUCGAUGAUUAUACAAGAAAACAGUUAGGCGAAAGUGCAGUAAGAGCUGCAUCUGCUGUAUCUUACGUUGGCGCGGGUACAGUUGAAUUUAUCAUGAAUCGGCAAAAGGAAUUUUUUUUCAUGGAGAUGAAUACACGACUUCAAGUUGAACAUCCGGUGAGUGAAGCAAUCACAGGUACAGAUUUAGUGGAAUGGCAACUAAAGGUUGCACAAGGAGAGCGAUUACCAUUAUUGCAGUCUGAUAUUCAUUUAAAUGGGCAUGCAAUAGAAGCUCGGAUAUAUGCUGAGGAUACAAGAGCUGGAUUUAUUCCUAUUGCAGGUUCACUGAAACAUAUAUUUUUUCCAUCAAAUGCUCGAAUUGAUACUGGAGUACAACAAGGUGAUGAGGUUUCCGUAUAUUAUGAUCCAAUGAUUGCAAAGAUUAUCGUUUGGGGUGAAAAUCGCUUGGAAGCAAUAAAAAAACUUGAACGAGCUUUGAAUUGUACCCAUAUUGCUGGAUUUUCAACAAAUGUGACUUUUAUGCGUUCCAUUCUGAAUCACGAUCAUUUUAUAAAAGGAAAUGUGUGUACCGAAUUUAUUAACGAGCAUGAAGAAGAAUUAUUUUCUGAGAAGAAUCCAUCCGAAGUUGAUAUAUGUGAAGCAAUCGUAUCAAAAUUGCUAUUUGACGAAAAUCAGUUGGAUCGAAAUAAUCUUUUUCUGCAAAAUGAUUACUUUAGAUUGAACCACACUGCGAAAGUAGAUAUCAGUAUCGAUGGGCAUUUAUAUAAUGUUGAAAUUUUUCGCAAACGAAAAAUGGUAAUCAAGGUGGGAAUGAAAAGUUUUAAAAUAUCAGUCGAUGAAGUUGAUCGAUUUGAUGAACAAAUAAAAUUUAUAAUGGAAAUUCAAAAUGAAAAGCGUAAAGUGAAAGCUGUAACUGUUGAUAAAAAAAUUAUUGUUUUCGGCGACGAACAUCGCGAAUAUUCGUUAUUACGUGGAUUUUUCGAUGAAAAUACGACAAACAUUACAAAUGUCGGUGCGAUUGCACCUAUGCCAGGUGUGAUUGAGAAAAUUUUAGUGCAGCCUGGUGAUUCUGUUACUGCUGGGCAAUCGCUGAUUGUUAUGGUAGCUAUGAAAAUGGAAUAUAUCAUAAGAGCUCCAUAUGAUGCAGUUAUUCAUUCGAUACUGUGUAAAGUUGGUGAUACUGUACGAAAGAAUGCGAAUUUAGUUAAAUUCAACGAUGAAUAG
Molecule: messenger RNA, 2040 nt
Organism: Dracunculus medinensis (Guinea worm)
Lineage: Eukaryota; Metazoa; Nematoda; Chromadorea; Rhabditida; Dracunculidae
Source: the annotation of a GenBank genome assembly